Molecule: messenger RNA, 991 nt
Organism: Frankliniella occidentalis (western flower thrips)
Lineage: Eukaryota; Metazoa; Arthropoda; Insecta; Thysanoptera; Thripidae
Product: gastrula zinc finger protein XlCGF17.1-like
Exons: 1
Biological process (GO): regulation of transcription by RNA polymerase II
Cellular component (GO): nucleus
Molecular function (GO): DNA-binding transcription activator activity, RNA polymerase II-specific; RNA polymerase II cis-regulatory region sequence-specific DNA binding
Source: RefSeq, a predicted model, not a curated record
GUGCUCCGAGGAAUUUUCAUCCAAAAUCCAGCUUGCCCAUCACAUGAAAAUGCACAAGGGGACGCAACUCGAAAUCCAUACGAAAGAUCGUUUUGAUUGCACUAUGUGCAACGAUAAGUUUUCGACAAAUGGUCAUUUUUGUGCACAUCAACCCACUCACAUAUUAGAUAAGCCGUCUAAGUGUACAGUUUGCAUCGACAACUUUGCAGAAGGUGACACACUUAGUAACAAAAAAUAUUCGGGGGCUGAAUGUCUUCAUCUUCUAACGAACACUGGCGAGAAGCCUUUUGAGUGUACUGUGUGCAACAAGAAAUUUUCGGAGAGUAGUAAGCUGCGCAGACAUUUCCUUACGCACACGGGAGUGAAGCCUUUUGAGUGCACUGUGUGCAACAAGAAAUUUUCAGUGUGCAGCAGUCUGCGCACACAUCUUCGAAUGCACACUGGAGAGAAGCCUUUCGAGUGUACUGUGUGCAACAAGAAAUUUUCGGAGAGCGGCAGUCUGCGUAAACAUCUCCUAACGCACACUGGAGAGAAGCCUUUCGAGUGUACUGUGUGCAACAGGAAAUUUUCGGAGAGUGGCAGUCUGCGUAAACAUCUCCGAACGCACACUGGAGAGAAGCCUUUUGAGUGUACUGUGUGCAACAAGAAAUUUCCGGUGAGCGGCAGUCUGCGUGUACAUCUACGAACGCACACGGGAGUGAAGCGUUUUGAGUGUACUGUGUGCAACAAGAAAUUUGCGGAGAGUGGUAAUCUGCGUAAACAUCUCCUAACGCACACUGGAGAGAAGCCUUUUGAGUGUACUGUGUGCAACAAGAAAUUUCCGGUGGGCAGCAGUCUGCGUAAACAUCUCCGAACGCACACUGGAGAGAAGCCUUUUGAGUGUACUGUGUGCAACAAGAAAUUUUCGCAGCGCAGCAGUCUGCGUGUACAUCUACGAACGCACACGGGAGUGAAGCCUUUUGAGUGUACUGUGUGCAAAAAGAAAUUUUCA